GUGAAGAUGUUCCAGAGUACCAGCUGGCGUUCCAGGCAGAAGUCGGGAACCACCCGAGUUUUGAAGACAUGCAGAGCCUGGUGGUCCGGCAGAAAUUUAGACCCAGAUUCCCUGACUGUUGGAAGGAGGAAAGCCUGGCUCUGCGGUCCCUAAUAGAGACUAUGGAGGACUGCUGGGACCAGGACUCUGAGGCUCGACUCACAGCUCAGUGUGCUGAGGAGCGACUGGUUGAACUCGCACUGCUAACCCCACAAACACUGCUACACAACUACACAGCACUGCACAACCACAGGAAUCUGUCACAUGGCUGGACCUCUCAGUUUGGCUCCGCCUCUUCCUACAUCGCGGAUCUUCAGGUGGGCGUGGUCAGAAGUCUCCAGGGAGACAGUCAGUCAGCACCAGUUGUCAUAACAAGCUCAGGUGGAGUAGAAGGUGUGAAGAACAGGAACUGCAUCACCUCCAAACGGCAGCAGGAGCAGGGUCCGGUUUGCUCCAGGAGCCUGAAGCUGGACUCUGUCCUCUGCACCGUCUCUGAGUCUCAGCUCACUGGGGGCGCUGCGUCCAGUGUUCCUGCCUGUCUGCAGCUCACACAAGAAGACCUGGAGGCCUCCAAGCUGGACCCAGAACAGGUCCAGAAGAACCUGAGGGAAGGUUCUGAUGAAAACCUGAUGGAGCACUCACAGAAACAGUUCUGUUCAGAACCACGGACCUCCAGCCUGCUGGACCCCCACACACUGAACUGGACCCAA
Austrofundulus limnaeus is the source of this 749-nucleotide messenger RNA. Its product is annotated as bone morphogenetic protein receptor type-2. Gene Ontology annotation, molecular function: transforming growth factor beta receptor activity; ATP binding. Gene Ontology annotation, cellular component: plasma membrane; signaling receptor complex. Gene Ontology annotation, biological process: cellular response to growth factor stimulus; BMP signaling pathway; protein phosphorylation. Lineage: Eukaryota; Metazoa; Chordata; Actinopteri; Cyprinodontiformes; Rivulidae. The record is from RefSeq and is a predicted model, not a curated record.